AUGUUUCGUAGGCGCACCGUGUAUGUUUGCCUCAGCCUCCUUGCCGCCGUCCUCGUUGGCACCGUCGUCGUCCUCUCUUCUAUAUCCUACUAUCUUGCGAUCGGCUCCAAGGCCUACUUGACCGAGGUCGAGCUUGAUGCCCCCUUCAACUCUUCCGCUCCUUGGAAUGCCACGGAACACGGAAAAAUUGAACGCAUCCCUCGUAUCCUUCAUCAGACUUGGAAGUCUGAAACUCUCCCGGAAAAAUGGGCGAACGUGUCUCAGGGCUGUCGCGACAUGAUGCCUGACUAUGAGUAUAUGCUAUGGACCGACGCAAGUUCGAGAGAGUUCAUUGCCCAGCAUUAUCCUUGGUUCCUCGACACUUUUGACGGCUAUAAGUAUACCAUACAGCGCGCCGACGUGAUUCGCUACUUCAUUCUCUACCACUAUGGUGGUAUUUACCUUGACCUAGACAUUGGAUGUCUGCGGCCUCUCGACGCCCUGCUCACCUACCCUGUCAUUCUUCCCAAAACCAUUCCCGUUGGUGUCUCCAACGACCUCAUUUUCUCCGAACCGGGCCAUCCCUUCAUGGAACAAACAAUUCAUGGCCUCAUGGCGUUCGACCACAGCUGGGUUCUCAAUUACCCCACCGUCAUGUUCAGUACUGGCCCUAUGUUCCUCUCUGCUCAGUACGGACUCUAUACCUCCACUCACCCACCCACGCUCGCGCAGCCGGGUGGUGAGGUUCGCAUCUUGCCGAAAUCCCUCUACGGCAAGAACGCCAAACCCGAGGAAGCACCACAUUCCUUUUUCUCGCAUUACUACGGCAGCAGCUGGCAUGCAGACGACGCCGCGUUCAUUGGCUUCCUCGGCAAGUGGGGCAAGGGCCUGAUGUGGGUUGGUCUGGUUGUCCUUAUCUUAGGUGUGGUCCGUCUAGCUCUUGCGCCGAGGGUAAAGCCACGCAAGUACCGCCUGAGACGAAUCGGAGGAUAUGAGGUUAUGAUGCCGCGCUGGGUCAUGCGAGAUGGCAGAUGGUACCUCGACCUUGGAUGGUUCGGUCUCCCGGCGUCAGGCGCAAGUACGCCGAUGCAUUCGUCGUCGCCGAUAUCUCUGCCGAGCGACGAGACGUCCGAAGCGGAUGAAGAUGACGUCCAACUCCUGCCGCUUUCAUUCGCCCCACGUUCGACCUCACCCACUGGCUCGGAGAGCUCGGACGCCGUGUCGACAACCUCAUGGCAGCCUCCGAGCGGCAGGUCGACUUUGGACGUUGUACGCCGAGCAAGUCGGAGCGUGAUGUCCACCCUUUUCGGCACGCCCGAGUCACCGCCAGAAGUGCAGCUGCGAAGACGCAUGCGACGCAGCAGGGGCGUGUUGUUCUUUCUUCCGGCAUUGUUUACGCAUUCGCAGGAGAUUGAACUCCCGCGCGGGCGGAGCGUCGAGCGUCCCCGCUCUCGUUUAGCACCGUCACUCAUGCGACGCUCAUCAUUGCCAGAGAAACAACACGACCUCGAGACGGGUUCUUUCUUGUCGACACAAGAUGUGCAAGCACACAGUCGAGUAGCGAGCUCAUCCGGCUUGUCGGACUACUCCACAUCGUCGACAUUACACUCAUGA
Molecule: messenger RNA, 1593 nt
Organism: Fibroporia radiculosa
Lineage: Eukaryota; Fungi; Basidiomycota; Agaricomycetes; Polyporales; Fibroporiaceae
Exons: 2
Coding region: 1-1593 (530 amino acids)
Biological process (GO): mannosyl-inositol phosphorylceramide biosynthetic process
Molecular function (GO): mannosyltransferase activity
Source: RefSeq, a predicted model, not a curated record